CGGAAAAGACUGCAUACCUUCAAGCUUCAUCCCGAUUUCAAAAGGAAAAAACAAAAACCUUCAUCCCGGGCUAGCCCAAGGCUAUCAUCCUGCCACAACUCCAUCCCCGUUGUCUCCCAUUGCCUGGCUUGGUUGUUCUGAAGUGUGCCACUCUUGCGCCCCGUCUCCGUUCAUUCAGAUUCGCGCGUCUUCGUCUCUUCGCUCUCUCCAGCCGCGCCGUACACCGGCAAGCCGCCAUGUACAAUACACAUUCUUUGUGCGGACGGCCAACAGCACGGGAGGAAAGCACAGAUCAAUAUCGUCACCUAACUGAACAAACCGGUGCUGUACCAACGGAUCCUUCUCAACGCAAACGUUACCGUGAUCGGGUUAGGUAUAUGCAGAUGACGCCACAACAGAGAGAAGCUUAUUUGAAAAGGAAUCAUGAGUCCAAACGAAUCAAGCGAGGUGACAGUGCAAUUAGUAAGACUGUGCAACCCGUAAGAGGGGAGACCAAUAUGAGUACCAAUGAUAACACACACUUGCCAACUGAAUCUUCUACGACGCCAGAAGGGAAAGAAGUAGCCGUGACUAUGUUACAAGAACAAGAAAGCCUUCCAUUUUCAGGUUCUAUGACACACAGUUCAGGGGUCCAUCAAAGUAGGUGUCUGACAAAAAGGAAACGAGUGACAACAGUCGAUAGUUAUGAUGUGUCUGCAUCUGACCAAAGCGUCCUUGUUCAGCCAAACAUGUGCCACCCAAAAAAGGGUACUCGGCUGAAGAUCAGUCCAUCUGGAAUUUCUGUAUCUCCUAUUGCUUCGGAAGGCCAAGCUGUAAUUGAUGCGCAAAAAAAUAACAGUGGAUGUAAGCGGCGACACGGCACUAGCUGGUAUUCCCAAUUGGCACCUGAACAAAAAGAAGCAUAUUUACAAAGAGGCCGUGAGUAUAAAAGAAGAAGAAAGUCUCAAGACGCAAGUUGCAGCCAUGCACAAGAUACAUCUGAUGGGGCAAUCAGUAGUAAUUUACAAAAUACAGUUGGAUAUACUCAUGUGCAACUACAAGGUCAUACCAGCCGUCAACAUGAAGAUCUCAUCUACCUGCCAAAGGAUUCUUUUCCUGCCAUUCAAGAUAACAUUGGGGAAACAGGAGAAAUGCUUGGAUAUAAUGAUGACUCUGAUGAAGAAAUUCGUAUGUUUAGUGGGCAUGGUUUUGAAUUUCAGUCGUAUUUAGAAAAUAAUAAUGCCCAAAGUUGCAUUCAGGCAGAUCCAUAUGAUCAUAUAUAUCAAAAUUUACCCACUGAUUAUCAUCUUCUAGAUCCAGUUCCUGACUGUAGGCAUUGCAAUGCAAAAAGGUUCCAGUAUGAGAAACCAACGUUUUGUUGCAUGGGUGGAAAAGUUAAAAUAGUAACUCCACCAGUCCCUGAUGAAUUACGUCGACUGUACAGCAGCUAAGAUCCAGAUGCGAAGUAUUUCCGGGAUAACAUACGUUACUUCAAUUCUCACUUCUCCUUUACAUCUCUUGGUGUUGUCUUGGAUCAAUGUUUUUGCAAUAACAGAUCUGGAGUUUACACAUUCCGCGCACAAGGUCAAAUUUAUCAUCGAAUUGACCAAUUAGUGCCAAAGGAUGAUGGGCCCAAGCAUCUACAACUGUACUUUUAUGACACUGAUGCAGAUUUACAGCAAAGAUUUCGUCAUUCACCUAACCUUGAUAAAGAUCUCAUCAGAAAAUUGUUGGGCAUACUCUCAUCUAAUCCUUAUGUCCAUAUCUUUAGAAGUCUCGGCUCCAUUCCAAACCUUUGCGAGUAUAGGAUUGAGCUCAACACAAAUAUUGCUUUAGACCAGAGAGUAUAUAAUGCUCCGACAGCAUCACAGGUGGCAGCAAUUUGGGUCGAGGGAAGCGAUCCUCGAGGUCAUUUUGAUAGAAGUAUCAUGAUUUAUGGUGUAUCAGACCGUCCACAAUAUAUAAAAGCAUAUCAUGGUUGCUAUGAUCCACUAUCAUAUCCGUUGUUUUUCCCAAACGGAGAGGUCGGAUGGAACUUGGAUCUGCCCAGAUUAAGUCAACAUGCUAGGAAAAUAAUAGACAAUCAAGCAAA
This is a messenger RNA of Triticum aestivum (bread wheat), 2071 nucleotides long. RefSeq lists its product as uncharacterized. Lineage: Eukaryota; Viridiplantae; Streptophyta; Magnoliopsida; Poales; Poaceae. Bases 237 to 1430 code for a protein of 397 amino acids. The transcript has 7 exons. The record is from RefSeq and is a predicted model, not a curated record.